AAAGGAAACGGAAGCAAAUUUCGCAGGAGGAAAGGGAAGGAGGAAGCCGAACGAAAGGCAACGGUGGCCGGUGCAAACGCGGGCGCGGGUGGGGUCACGCCUGGGCCUUGGCCUGACGCGGGAAGCCGGCCGGAACCAUCCAACUCCGCCGCGUCGUCGUCGCCGUCUUCGUCUUCGUCUCGUCGUCGCCUUCGUCUCGCGUGCCCACCAAGAACCAAAAAAACGCGAGCCGGCCCGCCUAGAAUUCCACGUCCGCGGCCCGCCCACCUUCCGUUUCCGCCUCCUCCCUGCAUCCCUCCCUCUUCCUCUCCUGGAAUCCUGCGACACGGGCGGCGGCGGCGGCGACUGCUGCUGCGGCGGCGGCGGUGAAUCAGAUCCCUGCUCGCGGCGCUGGUCCGGAAUUGGCGCCGGCUCCCCUCGCCGGCCGGAUUCCCUGCUCUGUUCUUCUCAGGCAGUAUUUUGUUCACUGGUGUGCUAUUAGCUUUGUUGAUUGGAGUGCGCAAUGGGAGGCUGUGCGGGAAAGGCACGUCGUGAUGACGAAGAAAGUUUUUAUUUCAAAGGUGGAAAUGUGCAUGUUAUAACAACUAAAGAGGGCUGGGAGCAGAAGAUUGCAGAAGCAAACAGAGAUGGGAAAACCGUUGUGGCAAAUUUCAGUGCUUCCUGGUGUGGGCCAUGCCGUGUCAUUGCUUCUGUCUAUGCUGAGAUGUCAAAGACUUAUCCUCAACUCAUGUUCUUGACAAUAGACGUCGACGACCUGAUGGAAUUCAGCACGUCCUGGGACAUCCGUGCAACCCCGACAUUCUUCUUCCUCAAGAACGGGCAGCAGAUCGACAAGCUCGUCGGCGCGAACAAACCUGAGCUCGAGAGGAAAGUGGUAGCAGCCGCUGGUGCCGCCAGUUCGUCCUAGUGGCAGAAGUAGGGAGUGGGCAAACGAUGUGUGUCCGUUGGCUCGCCUGUGAUGGUUUUCCCUGUGUAUAGUCAUUUGUGUGCUGGUCCCAUGUUUGCCUGGAGAUGAUACGAGACGCUUUACAGUGCCUGGCUUCGCGCGCACUCGUCUGUGUUUUCUUAUGGAAGCUGUUUGUGAACCUGUGCGUGUGACGAAUGAAUUUUGAACUUUAUAUAUAAACACCAGUGCUUGACUGAAAAGAGUCUUUGCAACAUAAAUUUGAAAGGUUUGGUUGCA
Molecule: messenger RNA, 1183 nt
Organism: Sorghum bicolor (sorghum)
Lineage: Eukaryota; Viridiplantae; Streptophyta; Magnoliopsida; Poales; Poaceae
Product: thioredoxin H4-1
Exons: 5
Coding region: 503-907 (134 amino acids)
Source: RefSeq, a predicted model, not a curated record